CUCCAUAUAAGAGAUUCACAACACUUAAGAACCCAUAUCUCAAAUAAUCCUUACUUUCCAUGGAUCAAUUAAGCUCUCUCUCUGCUGAAAUAGAGACACUGAGCCAUGUCUUGAGCCUCGUUGAGGCAUUUCGUGCAUUCGACUCUGACAACGAUGGAUCGAUUGAUGCUCAAGAGCUCAGGGGACUCCUGGGAUCACUUGGCUACAACCCAAGUGAAGAAGAUAUCAAUACGAUGAUGCAAGAAGCGAACACCAAUAGGGAUGGACUCCUAAGCAUUUCUGAAUUUCUUGAAAUGAAUACAAAGGAUUUGGGACUAGGUGGUCUAAAAGAUAUUCUUAAAAGGGUUUUUGAAGAAUUGGAAUUUCAAGGGGAAGAUUUAGUGACAGGAGAAGACCUCUAUGAAGUUGUCGGGAAUAUUGGAACUGAUCUUUCACAAGAUGAAUGUCACGAAAUUAUUGCAAGCAUGGAUGGAGAUGGUGAUGGGGUUAUAAGUUUUGAGGACUUCAAACUUAUUGUUAAUUCACUUGAUUAGAGUCUAUGAUAUAUAUACUAUUAUAUGUCUUUUUCUAUAUAAGAACUUGCAAUAAUUCUGUCAAAUUAUUUGACAGAAGUUUGUAUAAGAUGUUAGUUAUUAACCCUAAUAGUGUUCUUGUAAUAGUCCUCUCAUCAUAGGAUUGGUGAUUGAGGGAAGUAUUAUUACAUCUGAUAGUUUAGAGGCAAAAUCCACUUUGAAUUUCAUGCAUAGGUAAAUAGUAUAAAACAUCCAUAUUUUUCAA
Molecule: messenger RNA, 777 nt
Organism: Olea europaea var. sylvestris
Lineage: Eukaryota; Viridiplantae; Streptophyta; Magnoliopsida; Lamiales; Oleaceae
Product: probable calcium-binding protein CML29
Exons: 1
Coding region: 60-533 (157 amino acids)
Molecular function (GO): enzyme regulator activity; calcium ion binding
Source: RefSeq, a predicted model, not a curated record